UUCUGUGCGGAUGAUCACGUGAGCAGGCUCCAUGGCUGACAAAAACAAAGCGGUGCUUCGAGAUCCGAUUCUGGCCUGAACCCUGACGUGAAAAAGAUAGAUUUUUGCUUUGUUUUUUUCCUACAAAUCAUGUAACUGAGCAGCUGCAGAAGAUGCCAGAGAAGUUCAUCCGUCGAUUUAGAGGAGGAAAAUAGCUCUAGCGAGGCUCUGUGUGCAGAGAUUCGUCUCGGAAAACCGGCGAAUUUUGCAGACGAUAGAAAGACCGGGGACGAGGGAAGGUCCGGCCAUUUUUUUUCCGUGACAUUUUCUGCCGACUUUGUGUCUCGGAACCUCCACAUGAGCAGAUGACCACGGUUUUAUAGCGGCCAAAACUCUUGUUAUUCAUUUUGUGAGGAUCUGUACAGUUUAACAAGAUGUCGGAUACGAACUAUGACUGGGCGUACUCGCUGGUGGACUCAUCACGAGUCUCCACGUUUCUCAUCUCCAUACUUCUCAUUGUCUACGGCAGCUUCAGGUCCCUGAAUAUGGACCAGGAGGAGAACCAAGAGAAGGACCAGGACAGUCUACUUUCCACAUCAACUACACCUGCUAAUAAACAGAACGAAAAUGGUCUGUUCUCACUCACAGGUGUCCAGACGAUUGACUCCACCCAGGCAAUGUUCCUGCCCAUCGGAGCCUCGGUCUCCCUGUUGGUCAUGUUCUUCUUCUUCGACUCCAUGCAGGUGGUCUUCGCUCUGUGUACAGCCGUUUUAGCCACGGUGGCGUUUGCAUUCCUGCUCCUCCCCAUGUGUCAGUACCUUAUACGGCCCUGCUCCAGUGGCACCAAGAUAUCGUUUGGAUGCUGUGGCAGAUUCACAGCUGCAGAACUGAUGUCCUUUGCCAUUUCCAUGGGGAUAGUAUUUAUAUGGAUCUUCACAGGCCACUGGCUACUAAUGGAUGCCCUGGCUAUGGGCCUGUGUGUGGCCAUGAUAGCGUUUGUCCGUCUUCCCAGUCUGAAGGUCUCCACCCUGCUGUUGUCAGGCCUGCUAAUUUAUGACGUCUUUUGGGUAUUUUUCUCUACGUACAUCUUUAAUGCCAAUGUGAUGGUAAAGGUGGCAACAAGACCCGCUGAAAAUCCGGUUGGAAUUGUUGCACAGAAGUUGAACCUGCCUCGUGCCGUCAAGGAUGCUCCACAGCUGUCCUUACCUGGAAAACUAGUGUUCCCAAGUUACCAUAACAAUGGACACUUCUCGAUGUUAGGACUGGGAGACAUAGUGAUGCCAGGCCUGUUGCUGUGCUUCGUGAUGCGGUACGACCACUGGAAGAAGAAACAUGGUGUUCAGGAGCAGCCACCCAAACCUCUGGUCCCCAACCUGACUGUUGUACACAAGCUGACUUACUUUCACUGCUCUCUUAUAGGAUACUUCAUAGGGUUACUGACGGCGACAAUAGCGUCAGAGGUGUACCGUGCAGCACAGCCAGCUCUCCUGUACCUGGUACCAUUCACACUACUCCCUCUCCUCACCAUGGCGUACCUAAAAGGUGAUUUGAAACGAAUGUGGAAUGAGCCCUUCCUGGCCCCGACUUUGCCCAAGUACCUGGAGGUAUGACACAACAUGGAGGCAGGCUGUCAGCCACCACAGAUUCCAUGGAUCUGAGUUUUAUUCCAUUAGACGGUUACAGUCACAAAGAUGAAAAAAAUCAUUGCAAAAACAGAGGAGCAAGAAAAGAAAAAAAAUAUAUAGUCUGCCUCUGGGGUGUACAGGACAUCAACUAAACACGGAGAAGAAUAUUCAGUGAAGAUAUAUAGGAGAAAGCUUUUUGUGAACAUAAAAACAAAAGACACAGCUUAUUGUUGGUAGAAUGUGUACAGGAACUUAGGAGCAAAGAACCAAGGAUCAAGCUUUGUCAGGAGACAUGGGACGCAACUUCUUGCGAAGGGAGACAUCUUUCGACCGUGACGUUACGUUGGAACAAGCGCAAAACCAAAAUUGCUAGGAGGGGAACCAAACCAACCUUUCUGGAUCGCGUGUAAGUGUAUUCAUUGGUAUAUUUUGUGGUCUGGUAGAAAAGGUGACUUGUAUUGUACUGUAAGAACCUUUUCUUUAUUCAGAUCAGUUAGCAUAUAUUCCCCUCACUUAUUUGUGUGUAGCACUAGAACUUACAGUCACACAUCUUCUUUCAAGACACAAGCUUGACUUGUAAGGUAUCUUGUAAGAGAAGUGUUGAGCUCUGCAAUGUGAAUACUGAUACCAUAUAGGGUGGCGUAUUCUCGCCACCAUAUUCAAGAAAAAAUAAAUCAAGAUAUGUGUGGAUGGUAUACGAUCCCCUUACCCUUACCUGUUCCAAUUGUGCAGUAAUUGUGAACCAACUGCUGUGUAGUAUAAAGUGAAUACUGUGCAUCUAUUAUUAACUAUGACUAGAUUACUAUGUAAAGUCCAGAGAAAAGUUAGGAUAUUGUCCUGUAUAUGACUAGAAAAUUGUCGGUUUUUAAACUUUCAAAUCAGAGUGACUCUGAGUUAUCUAGCUUUUAUUAGUCAUGUAGUACAAUUAUCGUGAUUCUUAUUGCAAGUCGGAUAUAUUUCAUAUUUGAUUGUAGAAUGGCAUAAUCAUGGACAAAAAUACCUUUAAAAUUUUGUAUUGAAUUACGUGAGGAUAACAUUAUAGUGUUUUGCUGUCCUAUUGAAAGUAGUGAUACUAGGGAAUACUUAUAGAUAAGUCAUGUUUUCAAUAGAUCGGUGAAAACUGUACUAUGAAGUUCUAUUAAUAUCGGAUGUAAUUGAUAUGUAUUUAUGUCUAGGAGGAUCCAGUGCAACAUGUAACCAGUGUAUAAAAAAACGUCAGAUAAAAUGGAGCAAUUUUCCUGGAUAGGAAAGUUGUGUUGUUGCAGAACUGUACAAAAAUAUCAACCCUGAAUGUCUCUGUACAUGUAGGUAGUUCUAUGCUUCUGCAGAGUUGCUAUAGUCAGUCUUUCUCAUGCAUCUGUCAAUGUUAAUUUCAAGGGGAGGAAAAGGGGUUCAAUGAAAGGAUUUCACUUAAAAUAGGAAUUUUCCAAGUUUCUUCAAAUGUUAGGGGUGGGUAUGCCAAAAUGUCAAUUUGAAAGUUUAAAAUCCUCAAGUUUAAACCUUUUACAAAGUACUGGCAUGAUUGGUCAAACAGUUAACUUAUUUCUGAAAAUGUAACAGUCUCAAACCAAGGAGUGUUAGGCCACCUGGGUGCAGUCAUGAUGUUCUAAAAUGCCCCCUAGCAGUUUGUUAAGGAAAAGCAGGCACCAAAUUCAGUGGCAGUGUCAAAGUACACUACCUAUCGUUCCCAACAUCCCUCUCUUCCCCCUGAUGUUAACAUUGACAAAUGCUUCACAGAUAGUCUGCAAGAGAAAUGGAGCCUGGUAUCCAGGCAUAUGUGAACUGUUCCAUUUGCAUUGUAAACUUGAGCAAGCUCUAUACUAUAGGCUACUCCACAAUCUAUCUUUACACAGUUCUCAUGCUAUAAGACAUUUGUGCAUGUGUAAUUUCUGUUGUUCCUUUUAUCUUUAAGCGAAAAGUAUCCUCGUGUCUUCUUUCCCCACCUUAACACACAGUACAUAGUAUGAAUUGUGAUGCAAUAGCUUACCAAACACAAUUCUAGUGUGAUCGUAUACAAUACCCGUGCACAUAAAGAAAUGUUUUUAAAAUGUUUUAGCGGUGUGACUGUAUUUAGUGUUAACAUGUUGAAAAAAAGUGAAGUUAUUGUUAUAUUUUUUUUCUGUGGCCAUCUAAGUUGUGCUGUUGAUGUGAAACAUAACGGCACAAUAGGUGAUUAUCAUAUAGAAUACAUAAUGCUAAUUUUAUUCUUUUUACGGAAGGUUUUUGCCUUGUCAAAUUAUACAGUGUUCCAUUGUACAUUGUAGUGCCAUAGUUUGAUGCACAAUUUGCAAAGAUGCAACUAUAAUUACUGAAAUGUGCAUAGUUUGUAUACAUUGUGCAUUGCUGUAUUAUUAUAUUGUCUCCAACUAUACAUAUACUAUACGCUGACAACAUCAUUGGAUAUGUGUAAAGUCAUAGACCUUACAUGUACAUACAGUGUAACAUAUCCUCUUACAGUUGAAACCCUGUUAAAAUUUCAACGUACUUCCAAUUCCGAUACUUAGAUUCUGAAAACUACUUACCUUCUUCAGUCACUGAACUAAGUCUUGCUCUUGUCAAGUACUUACCGAUGCUUCUGGGUUUAAAUUAACUUUUGUUUUUACUAAAUUUCCAUUAUUUUUCAUCUUUUUCAUCCUGUAGUAAUUGCAACACAUUAUAAAAACAUAACAAGCCAUAAAGGUACUAUUAUCUGGUAAAAGUGUAUAAUUUGUAGAAUAUCUGGAGGAAUUAUAGAUUAUAUGAGAUAGUACUGAAAAAAACAACAUUGGAUUAGUCAAGCUUUGAGAAGUAGGCAGCAGUAAAUGAUGUCCAAUAUGUUUUCAGUCAUGUCUUGUAUAUGGAUGUAAACUUUAACAGCUAUUGUGUAUUAUUUGCAGGCGGGCAGUCACACACGUAUUAACAUUUUGUACAGUUUUAAUCGUGACUCCAAAUUAUGAGAAUAAAGAGAUAAAA
Messenger RNA from Branchiostoma belcheri (Belcher's lancelet), 4556 nucleotides. RefSeq names its product signal peptide peptidase-like 3. The coding region runs from base 414 to 1589 and encodes 391 amino acids. The record is from RefSeq and is a predicted model, not a curated record. Gene Ontology annotation, molecular function: aspartic endopeptidase activity, intramembrane cleaving. NCBI's taxonomy places the organism in Eukaryota, Metazoa, Chordata, Leptocardii, Amphioxiformes, Branchiostomatidae. The transcript has 13 exons. Gene Ontology annotation, biological process: membrane protein proteolysis. Gene Ontology annotation, cellular component: lumenal side of endoplasmic reticulum membrane; Golgi-associated vesicle membrane; cytoplasmic side of endoplasmic reticulum membrane.